UUUACUGUUUGUGUAAUGUUUCGAGUGGCCAUUUGGGCAGAAUGGCUGCUUCCGGUUGGAAUAAGCGGAGUUUCCGCUCUGCCGCUCCUCCCGUGUGCGCAUGCGCGGUGUCCCGGCAGUCCGCGCGCCGUUCGAGGCCAUGGCGGGAGCGGCCCCGCGCUCGGGCCCUGCGCUCGGAGCAGGCCCCGACCCGGGCCCGGGGCCCCGCCACCGGCAAUGGCGGCACCGCGCGGGCAGCGGGGCCGGGGCACGGCGGGCAGCGAGCGGGGAACCGGCCUCGGGCGGGAGGAGCCCCGCGAAAGGCUCCGCGGGGAACCGGGGCUGGCGGGGCGGCAGCAGUUCCCUGUACUUCUCUUCCAGCAGUGAUGAUGAAUUUGAAAACUUUUUAGCUAGACUGAAAACUCCCAAAUCUGUUUCUAAAAAGGCAGAUACAAGUUUGAAAGACUUCAUUGAUGACUCGGAUGAUUUCUUCUUGGACUUGAAAGUAAAAAAGAGGACAACCAAGAGUGCACAGAAAGAUCUUCAGACCCCAAAAAAACUGAUGACACCUGGAAAGAGGAACACUUGCUGCCAAGAAUUGCAAUAUCCAGAUACUUCAAGUGACACUGAAGAUUCUGUCUUUGUAGAAUCUCCAUGCAAUAAUCACCAAAAGGAGGGAGUGAAAGACUUAAAAGGGAGUCAGAAGUGUGUAAAUCUUUCACCUCCACAAAAUCGGAAAGAGUCACUUUUCAAAGGCAGUCCAGAUUUCCUUGUUAGAAGGAAAGAAAGAAGCUGUGAAAAUACAGAAAAUAAAUUGCCAACUGUGGCACUGGCACAUGGUACAGGGGUGGAAUCAGAUAGCUCAGAUGACAGUUUUGGAUCUUUAAUGGAACGCAUAAAGAAGCGAACUGGUCAGAAACCAGUCCUAAGCACCAGUAAAAGUGUCUUUGAGCCAAGCACAACAGAAAACAUCAAGCCACCCUGCAAAGAUGCACAGCCUGUGAAAGGGGAGGGAGGCAAGACACUAAAGCCCAAAUCCAUUUCACUUCAAGAAACACCUUCCAUGAUGAGGACUCCUGCAAGAAUUCCUGGGAAUGAAUCAGUCAGUUGCUCACAGUCAGAAAAGACAGAAAAAAGGGUCAGGGUAUGCUCAGUGCCUGAUUGUUUCUUGCAAGAUCUUUCAAAUCCAGCUUCCCACUAUGUGAAGCAUUUCAAGAAAAAUAAAGAGGAGCUGGCCCGGAAGCUCUACAGGCUGUUUAAUACUACCAUCUUUGAGCAAAAGUUACCAGAGGAGAUGGAAAUAAUCUGGAAUAAGAAAAUGAGAAAAACAGCGGGGUAUUGUGUAACAGGGCAGAGGGAAGGCCCUGAACGGAAGCGUUACGCUCGCAUUGAACUCUCUGAGAAAGUCUGUGACUCUGCAGAUCGCCUUCGGGACACGCUGAUCCAUGAGGUUUGCCAUGCAGCCACCUGGCUCAUCAUCGGUGUUCGGGACGGACACGGGCGCUUCUGGAGGUUCUAUGCCAACAAAUCAGCUGUAAUUCAUCCAGAGCUGCCAGUGGUGACACGCUGCCACAGCUAUGAAAUUAAUUACAAAUUCACCUAUGAGUGUGUUCGGUGCAAAACUACGAUUGGGCGGCACUCGCGGUCCCUGGACACGGCGCGGUUCGUGUGCGCCUUCUGUGGGGGGCAGCUGGUCCUCAGGCAGCCCCUGGGCAAGGUGGGCACCCCUGCCAGGACACAGCUCACUCCCUUUGCUAAGUAUGUGAAGGAAAACUAUGGACUUGCUAAGAGAGAGCACGGGCUGAGUCAUGCAGAGGUUAUGAGGAAACUCAGUGCUGAUUUUGCUUUGAAAACCAAGCUGGAAGAUUCCUUUUAAUAUCUCAAUACACCUCCUUUCUUGGUGCCACUUAAAUUUUGUAUAGAGAGCAGUAAAAGUUCUGAGCAGCACUUACACAUAGCAUGUCUUCAGUGACUCCAAUAAGUAAGGGAUUUACUGUUUCAUCUGGGCAGCUGAUAUGCUGUAGACUCUGUGUGUGUGCUGAAGAACUGCUUCGUGUGCAUCUGGCUGGGAUUGCCAGAGGCAAGAAAGUCCAGGCCCACCAGCCCAAGUCCCCUGGCUCUGAAUAACUCCAAGGCAGGAGAAGGGGCAUGCCUGAGUGAUCCUUGGCUGUUUUUAUUAAAAUUAAGUGGUAGUUUGAUGAUGCCUCAAAUCUUUUAACAGAAAGCCCUUUAGUCCUCAGUAAGACUGAAGCUCUUUGAUUGAAUUUGAAUGUAGUGUACCUCUAUCAUUGAGAUUUAAUAGAAACUAAAAUAGAUGCAGAUGGUCAGGCUGGGGAAAGCAGAUUCACUUUCCCCCACAGAAUGAGAAGGUCUUGUCGUGGCUUAAGUCUUUCAUGUAAAAUGCAACUGAAUAUGUGUUACAGUAUUUGUGUCUUCUGAAAGCAAAUUGCUCAGGGGCUUAAUAAAUUUGAUAAUCAAUAAAUGCCAGUUUGAUACAAACUCUUGCAAUGAA
Oenanthe melanoleuca is the source of this 2491-nucleotide messenger RNA. RefSeq names its product germ cell nuclear acidic peptidase (gene GCNA). The record is from RefSeq and is a predicted model, not a curated record. The transcript is spliced from 10 exons. Gene Ontology annotation, cellular component: nucleus. Bases 101 to 1855 code for a protein of 584 amino acids. NCBI's taxonomy places the organism in Eukaryota, Metazoa, Chordata, Aves, Passeriformes, Muscicapidae.